Molecule: messenger RNA, 1914 nt
Organism: Fusarium pseudograminearum CS3096
Lineage: Eukaryota; Fungi; Ascomycota; Sordariomycetes; Hypocreales; Nectriaceae
Exons: 3
Coding region: 1-1914 (637 amino acids)
Biological process (GO): positive regulation of transcription by RNA polymerase II
Cellular component (GO): nucleus
Molecular function (GO): protein binding
Source: RefSeq, a predicted model, not a curated record
AUGUCUCCUCCAGUUCCUGAGCAGAAGCCUCAGCUUCAACAAUCACAACAGCAACAACAGACUCCGCCAGGAGAAUCAGCAUCUGGCAGUGCUAGCAACGACUCCAAGUCUGUGACACCUGCACCCAGCUCUUCCUCCAACACUUCCCAAAGCAGCGGUGCUGCAUCAACAUCGAACGAUGACAACCUUAUCUGCCGAUGGAACGCCUGUAACCAAAAGUUCCCGGCUCCCGAGGCUCUCUAUGAGCACAUCUGUGAGCGCCAUGUUGGUCGCAAGAGCACAAACAACCUUAACUUGACUUGCCAAUGGAACUCAUGCCGGACUACCACUGUCAAGCGUGAUCACAUCACCUCUCACAUCCGUGUUCAUGUUCCCCUGAAGCCUCACAAGUGUGAGUUCUGUGGCAAGUCUUUCAAGCGUCCCCAGGACUUGAAGAAGCAUGUCAAGACACAUGCCGAUGACUCUGUGCUCGUCCGAUCAAACCAGGAUCCCCAGGGCGGACUCAACUACAGGCCACAGCCUCCCAAGGGUAUGUCUCUACAAGAUUCAAGUCCACGGCUGUGGGCAUCCGGAUAUUCUUCUCUCGAGGCUAAUUCGCCUCCAGGACCUUCCAGCUACUAUGACCACACUGGCCAGAUGCGAACUAACCCAGCUGCCUUUGGACACCACCAGGCCCAUCCCAGCGGUGGCUACUAUGCUCCUCAGCCCUCUACCAACUAUGGUCUCUACUUCAACCAACCGGCCAUCAACAACGCCCGUACCGAGCACCUUGGCUAUGCCGCUGCCGCCGGCGGUGGUUAUGAUCGUAAGCGCACCUACGAUAUGGUUGAUGAUUUCUUCGGCAGCGCCAAGCGCCGCCAGAUUGACCCUUCGUCCUAUGCCCAGAUUGGCCGCUCGUUGAUGCCCCUUCACGGCAACCUGUCCGUCCCCAACGGCCCUAUGGCUGCUACUGAGCAGUACAUGCCCCAGCAUGCCCCAGCUCCUGUUCACGCCGGUCCAUCGCCUGGCCAGAACCCCUUGGCCCAGCAAUAUUACCUGCCUAUGCCCAGCGCUCGCACCCAGAAGGACCUCAUCCACAUCGAUAACAUCCUCGGCCAAAUGCAAGACACAAUCUACGAGAAUGCCAACCAUGCCACUGCUGGCGUCCACAUCCACCACUCUGAAGGCGGCUACAACGGUUAUCGCAACACUCCUUCGCCCCCUACUACACACCGAUCCCCCACUGGCAUGCACGUCGCGACCGACGGUUACCAUCCCGUGUCUGCGGCUAGCAUGGCUUCUCCUCUUACUGCCAUCUCUUCUACUGGCACUCCUGCUGUUACACCGCCCUCCAGCUCCAUGUCUUACACUUCCGGCCACUCACCAAGCCCAUCAUCCUCAGCUAUGUCUCCUGACUCCAGACACGGCUCAACAGCUUCCGUCAUGUACCCUACUCUCCCCACAAGUCUUCCUGCUGUUAGCCAGGGCUUCGGCCACUCUGCCACAACUACUCUGGGCCCCAGCUUCGAUGGCAGUGAGCGUCGUCGCUACUCUGGAGGUAUGCUCCAGCGGGCUCGUGGUCCUCUGCCCCUGCCUCGCGAGGACACGAGCGGUGCCACUACUCCCAAGGCUAGCGAGUCUGCUCUUUCUGUUGGCUCUCCCUCUUCAGAGUCUGAUGUCAGCGAUGCUACACGUGAACGCGAGGAGCAGUACGACCGCUGGCUCGAGAACAUGCGCGUCAUCGAGACUCUCCGUGAGUACGUCCGCGGCCGUCUUGAGCGCAAGGAGUUUAUGGAUGAGAAUGAGUCCCGACGACCAAGCCACGCUGACGCUAUGGACGUCGAUCCCAAGAGCCCCCAGCCUCAAAGCCGAGAUCUGGGUACCCCUCGUGAGGGAUCAUCUUUGUACCCCAUUCUUCGCAUGCCUGGCUCUUAG